GAGACUCAAAAAAAAAACGCCUGCAAAAUGUUUGGCUGCAUUUAUCAGCUCUGGGACUGGUUGGAGGCGCCACCACUCUUCACCGCCGGCACUAUGGACGCCAAGAAGCUGCAACAGCUGCAGGAGGCGGCCAUACUUGCGCAGCAGCAGAAGAAGCUGCCGUUGGCGUACCAAACAAACUUGGUGGACUACCGGACGGCGGCCUACAGCCAAGCCCUUUACCAGCAGUCUCCGACAGCCACGAGUUCCAGCGGCGGCGGUCCACUCUCGCCCAUCGAGAUGCAGCCUCAAUCGAAGCACCACGGCCUGCUGAAGCACGGCGGGGGUGGAGGAAACUCCAGCAGCUCACACAGUUCCCCGUACCACCAGUCGUACUCCAGCAGUGGCGGCGGGACGGCCGCUGAGCAGCUCUACCAGUCGCCCACGGAACGCACCUAUCUGGCGGCGGCGGGCAGGUUGCAGGCUAAUAACGCCACAGCCGGACAUCAUCCGAUCUCGGCACUGCAGGCGCAGUAUCAACAGCUCCAGGCAGCCAAGAUGCAGGCCCAGAUGGCCACCCAAAACGAGGCGGCCCAGCAGCAGCAACGCACCUUUGCAUUGCGGCAGGCCAUGAACCCGCCCACAGGACACUACCAUAUGAGUCAGUCCUCCAGCAUGGUCUCCAAUAUGACCACGAUGACCCAGCAACAGCAGCAGCAACACCAGAGGGCACCUCCUUCCUCUCUAAACUUGCAAAAUCAAUAUCAGCCGGCGCAGGGUCCUUUGAAGUUGCAACAGCAACAAAUGCCAAAGCACUAUCAAGAGCAGCUCUAUGCCCAUCAGCAGCAACUCCAACAGCAGCAGCAGCAAUUGCAUCAGCAACAGUUGCAGCAACAACAGCAACAGCAGCAACAACAACAGCAGCAGCAGCAGCAUCGCCAUAAAACGGAGCUCCAAACACCUGGAAGUGAACAUGGAACGGUCUACAUCCAACAGAAUCAUCCAGGACAUGUGGUGAACCAGGCCUGCCAGACCCAAAUAUCGGCAGUCAAGCCCAAGGCCACGCCCAGCUCGGAGGAGUCCUCGACCACCUCGGCCAAGAGCCCCUCCCACGCUCCCUUGGAUCGCAAGAAGAGUGCCGGAUCCAUUCAGGCCCUGAAGUCGCCCAUUACGAAGAGACCACCAUCCACGCCGGUAACUCUGUCUGGAUGGUUGCACAAGCAGGGAUCCGACGGCCUGAAGGUGUGGCGCAAGCGGUGGUUCGUCUUGGCCGAGUACUGCCUGUACUACUACAAGGGUCCCGAAGAGGAGAAGCUCCUUGGGUCGGUUCUAUUGCCAUCAUAUCGGGUAUCCGCCUGCUUGCCGGAGGACAAGAUAUAUCGAAAGUUCGCCUUCAAGUGUGAGCACCAGAACAUGAGAACCUAUUGGCUGGCUGCUGACAAUUCCGAGUCGAUGAUGACGUGGGUGCGAGCAUUGGCCGCCGCAAGUAUGAUGCAGGCCCCCAGUAGCGGGGAGUCGGAGCCCAGUGUGAACUCCUCCCUCAAUCACAGUGGAGAGAAUUCGGAUUCUGGGAUUCACACCCUGCAGUCGCAGCCGAGCAAGGGACAACCCACACCCUCGUCGGACGGGUUAAGUGGAGGAGGUGGUGGAGUUAGCAGCUCCCAACCCCUGUACGCCAAUGCACCGCCCAAGCCCCGACGAAGCAACGAUGGGGGCUACUCCUCUCCAUCGCCGGAACACAACGAACAGCAGCAGCAACACUCUAGUCGCCGAUUGAUGUCGCCCACGCAGCAGCUGUACCAGCAACAACAGCAGCAGCAGCAACACCAGCGAUCUCAGCAGCAACAGCCGCAGCAACAUCAUGCCAUUUACGACACCAGAACGGGUCAUGUCUCCAGUGCCCUGCAACUCCAGCAGGCCCAGCAGCAAUACUCACUGGACCACUUGGAGGCGCAGUUCCAGCAGCAGCAACUAGACAUGGAGGAGCAGAUUGCCCGACUGCAGCAGCAACGGGCCGCCGAGGAGAUCUACGGCGAGCGGGAGAUGUACAUGGCCAAGCUCCUCCAUCAGCAGCGCCAGGCCGCCAAUGGCAGCUACCCCACCCAGCAGCAGCUCCUGCAUGCGGAGCGGAGGACACCCGAUGCCUAUGGGCGGUCGAAGCAACAACGUCUCUUUGCCGCCGCUCAAGCUGCAGCGGACUACGAGGAUAUCUACAACAUGUCCCAGCUGGCUGGAGCCGGGGGAGUGCCCAUGUCGGCCCAGGAGGCACUACUGCAGGAGGCGGCCAGCUACCGGAGACCGCUUAGCCCGCCCAGCUACGAUGGUUCCAAGCACGUGCCGGCCAUGCCGCAGCGAUACACGCCCAAUCACUUGGAGGCCAGCGGCGCUGAUCAACUAAUCAAUACAAUGGACUUGCGUGCUCGCACAGCGGCGGCCAUCGUGCGUCCGCAUUCGGCCGACUUCCUGGAGUAUGAGGCGCGUGCCGAGGCUGCUGCUGCGGCUGCCGCGGCAGCCAUUGCCCAGAGCCAGCAGGAGAGCGGCCGGGCACCCAGACCCAAGUCCAGUUUGGACAUCAACCGGACACCGGACAGCUUCUACUAUUCGGAGGCGAGUUAUGCGGACAAGAUGCGAAAGAGCGCCCUCUAUCUGCAGAACGGGGCUCAACCGCAGCAGGCGGGAAGCUAUCGAACUGCGGCCGGAGAUAUCAAUUCCGGCGUUAACACCAUCGGCUACGAGAAUCCGUAUGAGAGGGCCUACAAGCGACAGGAGCUGCUGGCCGAGGCGCAGGCCCAGGCCCAUGCUCAGGCCAGUAGCAUGCCCAGGAUGAGUCGAUCGGCCAGCCAGGGACGAGCGAUGGGGUCGCAACUGCAGUCACCGCAGCAGGAGGACCUGCCACCGCUGAACGUGCACCCCGGCUCCAUAUUUCCGCCAUCGAUGUCCACCCAGGAGAUAAUCUGCAAAAACGAGCAGUUCCUGCGUUCCGCCAGUGCUCGACUGCCCAAGAGAAACGGCAUGGAUGAUGACUAUUCGGCGGCCAACUCCACCACCACGUCACCCACAUCGGGAGCUGCCCCCUCCCCGCAGCACCAGGAGGGUGAGAGGAAGCGGGAGGAGUCCAUGAAGCGUCUGCUGGAGUGGAAGCAGCGCAUGCUGCAGUCACCUUUGACCCGCAAGGGCAUCCAGCAGGGCGGUAGCAACAUGUCCGCCAUGUCAAAGCUGGGCAGCAAUCCGAACAUACUUCUGGCAUCUACGGCAGUGGCCAGUGGAGCACGCUAUGCCCCUCAGGCGGGCAAGACGGGUCUGGUGGGCAACGGCAAUGGCAAUGGUAGUGCAGCCGGAAACGGAAGUGCUUCGGGGGCAGGAAAUGCCGCUACAGCCGCAGGAAUCCAACGCUCUCGAUCCGAAUCACAGGCUAACAUGGGACCUGGUGGAGUGGCGUACAACAACUACUCCUCGGAUGAUGAAGAUGCGACUGUGGAUGAAAACUUGUAUAAAGCGGCGGCAGGAAGGUCAACAUCAACAACAAAUACCACAACAACAGAAACUGAAACAGAAACAGAACCACGACCAACAACAACAACAACAUCCCAACAGGUAGCAACAACAACAGCAGCAAUAGAAAAUCAUAGCAGUAGCACAAAUUUAGACAGUCCAACAAUAGCAACAAUAGCUGCAACAGAGGUAGCUGCCACACCAAGCCAAACAGUCCAAACAGUGCAACCAGUCCAAACAACACCAUCAACACUAAAAGCAACCAAUGCCAAAUUCCAGCUAAAGCCCAUUUUGAAAGUGCAUGAGGCGAGCAAGACCCGCAUUAUUCAGGUGAUUCAGGCGCAUUAUUCAGGAAAGGAGCAGGAGUCGGAGCUGGAGGAAGGGGACUCUGAGCCUGUACCCAUUUUGCCAAAGAAAAUAGCACCCAAAUCGCCGCAGAAUGCCAAUUAUGUUCCCGUGUACAGCAACAAGCUGGUCAGCAGCAGCAACUACGAGAACAUGGAGUUUGGCAGGCCAAUCGCCUCCGACAGCAAGACAGCGAUUACGGAUCCCGAGGAGACACCCAUGCUUAUGCAACUGAAGCUGUUCAAGGAGCAACAACAGCAGAAGGAACAACUUCAGGCCCCGGAGGAGGACCUGACACCCACAGCGGAAAGCAAGCCGAUUCCCGGCGAGGAUAUGAAUGCGGGCGUUGCGGAAGACGAAGAAGAUGAUGAGGACGAGGCGGAGGACGAAGAUGAGAGCACAGCCUGUGAAGAGUACACUGACGAUGACAUUGACGAGGCUCUGGCGCAGGACGAAGAGGAUGCGGAUGAGGGCUCCGAGCACCUGGAUCCUGAAACUGAAAAGCUGAAAAAAGAGCAGGAAGAGGAGAAGGAGCUGCAGCAGAUUUAUGUCAAUGAACCCAUCACCCCCACCGACCAGCAAUUCGACGAGAGUCACUAUUUGCCCAUGACACCUAAAAAGGUGGAACUGGGCCAGCCUGGUGUCCUCACUUUGGUCAGCAUGCACGAGUGCUAUGCCGAGGAGGAGGAAAAUCACUACGUGGAGAUGACCAAGGGCAUUGAGGAGGACGAUAGCAAGAGCAACUAUGAAAUCAUGUGCCUGGCCAGCUCCUGCGAAGUGAAGGUAACCACCAAAUCGGAGCCUGUCUAUAUGGAACUAGCAGGGGUGAAGCCUGCUCCGCCACCAGUCGAAGAGGCGCACUGUUCCUCAGGCCGAUCCACCCUCAAGAAGGCUAAGAAAUCAGGAAGCGAAACGCUGAAGAAGAAAACCAAGAAACGUCAGGGAAAGGACAUGCCGGAUAUCCUCAAGCCGGCCAAGAGCGCCUUGGCCUUGGCCAGUGACAGCUCGGACGCGGAUGACGAGAGCAGCAGGCAGCAGCUGGAGGCCAAGAAGCUGAGAUCCCGAUCCCGUUUCAGCCUGUCGGACACCUUUAGGCCGGCUUCCUACUAUUUGGGAGCCUCCACGCCCCUCAACAACUAUGCCGAGAGUUCUGACAGCGAAAUCCUGCCACCGCCUCCCAUUCCAGACUCGCCGCCACCCAUGGAGGAGCUAAAGACAGAGGAAAUAUUUUCCUCGGAGCACUACGAUACAGUGAAGCGUCGUGACAGCAACAGCAAAGUGAAUCUCUCCUACGAGCAGCUCCCCAAAAUGCAUGCCAGCAAUACGUCCUUGAACUUACCCAAAGCUGCUCCAAGUCCUACCCUGAAGAGCAGUCGACUUUCGCUACCCGAUCACUUCACCAAGAUGAGACUUACGCCUCAGAGAUUGCAGGUUACGGCCACGCCUCCGCAGCAACAUCACGCCCGUACUCUGUCCGACUCCAACUACAGUUGCCAGUUGACGGACAAUAGCUCCCGCACCUCCUCGGACCUGGACUUGUACCGGAGGAGAGGUCAACAGCAGCGGUGCACCAGCAACAAUUCGCUACCCCUGAGCAGCGAGAAUGAAUCGGUGGAGUUCCGCCAGAGAUCAGACUCGGAGCUGGAUCGCCAGAGGUCGAGGAGACCCCUUUCGCAGGAGUCCAUCAGCGAAAUCGAGUCCCUGAGCGAACAGUUCGAGGAGACCCUGAGCAGUCACGAGCUGGACACCUACCUGAGCCAUUUGCACCUGCCCACGGGUCAGGCCACGCCCACGAGUCACCUGCUGAACGAUGCCAAUGCCGCUGCCGGAGCAGAUAUCCUCACAAACCUCAUUAAGCCGCCGAAAACAUUCCGCAACGCCGAAGACGAGGAGCAGCACUUUUACGGAAACAUACACUUUCUCUCCUCCACGGACUCCAUUCAGCAGCUAGGCGGAGCCGCUGCUGCCUGCUUGGUGGCGCUUCAUAGUCGCAACAACAGCAACAUAUCCACUCAAUCAGCCCCUUAUUACUACUCGGAGCUGCCGACACCACCACAGUUGAAUAACCAGCGCGAUAUACACGCCCAUGGCUUGAACAUUGCCCACAUCCACAACCCCAUCGACAGGUUCAAUGUGGACGCCUUGGUGGAUAAGGAUCAGGCUAUCGACAGCAAGAACCUGUACUGCAUGAAGGAUAACAACGAGAAGCUAAGCAACAAGAACCUGAAGCUGAACAACAACCAACUGGCGGACGCAGUGGAGCCACCAGAGAGUAGCGGUAGUGGCUCACUAAACCCAUCACAUUCAUAUCUCACAACUACUAAAAACACAAAUCUCGCUCGUAAGACGAUUGGUGGUAGCGAUGGCAACCCUAACGAUGGUGCUGGUGAAGAUUCGGAUGCAGGCAGUGGCUUAGGCGGAGGCGGAGAAGUGGGAGGUGUUACACCUGGAAAGACCCCGUCCAAUAAUGUGAAUCCCAACCUCUCAGUUCUAGGUGGCGAGUUGCUUUGGGAGGAGGAUGCUCUCUGGCGGGAAAGCUUACGGCGCGUCUCGCAGCGACAUGCCCGAUCCCUGGACGACCUGGACAGGAUAACAGCAGGUCCAGUCGCCAGCACCCCUAAAGCCAAGUUGAGCCGCGAGGUGACCUAUGUGAACGAUAGCCAGAAGCCGCGACAGCCGGCCCAGCCGCAGCCCCUGAAUGAACAUGAUGUCUAUGUCCAACUUUUGGAGAACGCAUCGCUGAACCAGGAUCAUAACGACUCCGAUGUGUACGAGGUCCUGCGGGAAGAGACGGCCUCCAAUUUGUCGCACAAAUCCAACGAGCUGGAUCGCGAAACCAUACGCCAGUGGGAUGCCAUGUCGAGUGGCCUGAUGAAGAGUCACCACAGCAACACAGAGACCACCGGAGGCCAUAAUUCGGGGGGUGUUGCCCACCUGCCCCUCACCAGCAAUGUGCGCUCCAUCAUCCAACAGCUGAACAAUAGCACAACCUCCAAUGACGAUGCCAAUGGCAAUCCUCUGGCAUCGGCCUCAAUAUCCGUGCGCAAUGUUAACAACCUGCCCAUGGGCAACCUCACGGUGAAGCCGGAUCCCUCAGAUACCCACCAUCAGCAGCAGGAGUCAGCGUUUGCCCCGUACUAUGGAGGAGCCGCCGAGACCAAGUACGCCAAGAACACUGUGCUCACGGACCGCGGACUCUACGCCGGAAACGGAGCCGGAUUGGCCACAUCCACUCCGCAGCAUCAGCAGCAGCAGUUCCGUAUGCGGCGCACCGGUAGUCGGGCGGAAAUCGAUAUGCUCGAGAGGGAGACCAGCAGCCAGAUUAGGAAUCGCCUGCGCAGUGCCGAAGGUUUAACGCGAGCUGAGAGCAUCCAGCGACUGGACUAUUUGAAACAGCACCUUUUGGACUUGGAACGGCACUAUGAGAAGAGCAAGCCCUUGGUCAAUCUGGUGGACAACAUGGUCAAGUUGGGUUCACUAUACCGGAACGAUGCCAACGGCAGAGUCCAGCCAACCACUAUCGAGCGUGUGGAGUUCAAUCAGCGUAUGCAGGAGCGGCAGAUGCUGCAGGAAGAGCAGCAGCAAUGGGACCGUCUCAGUCCCAAUCAGGCCGAGCUACAGGUUCAUGAGCUCUACCAACUGGAUCAACUCCUGCAGGAAGAGUCUGGAACUCUGCAGAGCCUGCAGCGCGACAAGGAGGACCUUGAGCGAGCUUUGGGUGGUCUGAGGGCUAGAAUCCAAGACAGCAAUGCCACGCCCAUGGCUCUGGAGGCGGCCAAGAAGCAACAACACAUUUUGGAGCGCGAACUGUCGCGUGUCCAUCAGCUUCUGGCUGAGAACUCAAAGAAACUGGAGCAGACAGUGGCGGGUAAUGCUCGACUGGAGCAGGAGCUGCUGCUUUUGCGCCAGAAAGUGCAGGACACUCGAGGAGCUGCCACAAACGGAAUCGACGCUGCUGCACCCAUGAAUGGCGACCAAAACGCAGCUGUUUUACAAUCCGAACUGGAGCGUGUCCAGUCCUUGGUGGGGGAUAUGCAAAGGCAGCGACAUGAACUCAGCACCGCAGUGCGCCAGCUGACGGAGAACUCGAGCCGGUUGUACCAGGAGAUUGGAAAGCAGGAGGUUAUGAACGGUGGGGGCUCCACCAACGGCAGCCUGAAGAAGCGCAGCAACUCGACCAGCUGGACCGAAACGGACUUGGACUCCAAUAUGCUGAAGAGUGGUAGUCGGCAGCACCUAAACGACUCCAGCCUGAACCUAUCCACUCCUUUGUAUGUGGACACCAAUAGCUCCUCGAAGUUAAACGACUAUAACCGCUACAACGGCGGCGGAAGCAGCGAUGCCCUAGAGAUGAGCGGAAUGGAGAGCGAUGGCUUCUUGGAAAGCAACCCCUUCGCCAUGGGCCUGGAGAAGCAGGAAAUCAAGACCGUGAGGAUUGUGAAGAGGGAAUCGGAGCGCCGACAUCGGGAUCGCAGCGAACGGGGACUGAGCAGCUCCAUCCAGAAUCUGGACCAGGUGAUGGAGGAGGAGAUGUAUGCCCAGCAGCAGCGCGAACAGAACGCCAUGUAUCCACAGAACAACGAGGAGCAGCCGAUGACCAAUGGUCACCACAGCCGCUCCAAGUCACUGCCUAGAAACUACUCUGAACCUCCCAAGCCGCGGCACAGUCGACACAUGAAUGGAAAGACCAACGGCCACCACCACUACAACAACGGAGGUGGCUAUGACUACGACCGGAACAGCAACUACGAGCACCAGCCGCCACCACCGCCGGCACCACAGAGCAGCAAUGGGCACCACCACCAGCAGAGGGAGCACCUGAACCCGCUGGCCAAUGCCUACUUCGCCAAGCAGCUCCAGCAGCAGGCGAAUCCUUCUCGCGACAGUGCCCGCGUGGCCUUGCGCACCAAAACCGACUCCUUGCAGAGCCUGAACAAGAGCCUCACGGAUCUUAGUCCGGAGCCUGUGUUCCAGAGCGUGGCUGCCCGUCAGAUCAUCAACGAAAUGUCCGCCGGAUCGGCCUCUGAGGACACCGAGAAGGUGGUGGAGAAAGUGCCGCCUCCUCACAAGCAUCGACGGGCAGUGCCCCGGGAGAAGAGACGUCACUAUACUGCCCCGAAUAAUGUCAAUCAGAAGGCCAUGGAGAAGGUGCAGGCCGAGAACGAUAUGAAUCGCAAUAACACUAACUGGCGAGCUCGCGAUGACCUGGACAUGGAGGUGGCUCUGCGGCCGCGAAUGAAUGCCCCCGAUGUGGUGCGAUCAGCUCUGGGGCAGGGUGAGAAAAUUUCGGAGAAUACCAUUGAUAACUUGCUCUUGGCGCCGAACAAAAUAGUCAUACCCGAGCGUUACAUACCAGAAACAACGCCCGAACUGUCGCCGGAGGAGAAGAAACGCCGUCAGGAGAAGGUCGAGUCCAUCAAGAAAAUGCUGGCCGAAGCCCCCAUUAGCAGCAACGAAAAUGAGAGCCUGCCGCCGAGCAAACUCAACGCUGAGAAGAAACAACGCGAGCACCUGUUGCAGCUCAACCAAAUCCUGGCCCAGCAGGUGAUGCAAGUCAGCAAGAUCGUAGCCGAAAAAGCAAUGGCCGAAAAAGCAAACCAGGAGGAGGAGGACGAGCUGCGACCGGAGUCACCAAGCGAACCACUGCCGAUAUUCCAGCAACGCGACAAUUUUUAUAGCUAAACGGCAACAGCAACAACUAAUUAAAUAACUCCGAUAAGCGAUUAUUGAAUAUAUUAAUCAGGCACAA
This is a messenger RNA of Drosophila bipectinata, 9565 nucleotides long. NCBI's taxonomy places the organism in Eukaryota, Metazoa, Arthropoda, Insecta, Diptera, Drosophilidae. The record is from RefSeq and is a predicted model, not a curated record.